Messenger RNA from Anthonomus grandis grandis, 523 nucleotides. Its product is annotated as myb-related transcription factor, partner of profilin-like. The record is from RefSeq and is a predicted model, not a curated record. Lineage: Eukaryota; Metazoa; Arthropoda; Insecta; Coleoptera; Curculionidae. Bases 17 to 523 code for a protein of 168 amino acids. Gene Ontology annotation, cellular component: nucleus. The transcript is spliced from 3 exons.
UUUGCUUAAAAAAAACAUGUCAUUUAAAAUUAAUGAAAACCAUUUACGAGUAUUUGUGGAGUUUAUGGAAGAAAACCCGGAUUUAGCAAGAGGGAGGUUAUCUUGCUCCAAUGCAAAAGAACAAUUUAAGAGAUUAUGGGCAAAACUGGCCAAUAAUCUAAAUUCUCUUGGUUAUGGGACUAGAACUAUAGAAAAAUGGCAAAGGACGUGGUCUGACUAUAAACAGGGACUUAAGAGAAGAGCUGCAGAUAUAAAAAGGGAGCGAAUGAAGACGGGGGGUGGGCCAGCAUAUCCUGAUAUGCUAUCAGAUACUGAUCAAAGAGUUAUCCUUAUUUUGGGAAAAACAUUUUUUGAAGGAUGUGGAGUGGAGGAGAAGGGUUUUGCUCAUGGAAAAUAUUAUCCAGAGGAAGAACCCGUUAGUGGUCCAUCGAGUGCUCCAUCAAGUAUAGUGGAUGCUCGGUUCAAUGGUAGUUUAUACAAUAGUGAAUACACACAGCCCGGACCCUCAAAUAUUUCUAAAUAA